Molecule: messenger RNA, 3110 nt
Organism: Trametes versicolor FP-101664 SS1
Lineage: Eukaryota; Fungi; Basidiomycota; Agaricomycetes; Polyporales; Polyporaceae
Exons: 3
Coding region: 1-2889 (962 amino acids)
Cellular component (GO): nucleus
Source: RefSeq, a predicted model, not a curated record
AUGCCGUUCUCCCGCUACCUCGGCAACGGCCAGGACAGCCACGACGACCAGGACGCGGUAGAUCACAAUGUCACCUUUUCCUCGCACGUUCAGUUCCAGCUCCCCAAUCUCAUCCUCAACGCGCCAACCGUCCCUCCCGGUGGAGGCGCGGAGGCCCUCCCCGCUGGAUUCUACCCGCCCGCGUCGUCCUCGUCUCUCGCCUGGUUCUCAGCCCAGGAAGGCUACCCCAACCCGUUCUCCCUCCAGGCCGCUGCCGCUGCCGCCAAUUACCACCAUCCGCCACCACUCUCCGCUGCGUCCCCUCACUCGGCUACAUCGCCAUCGUACAACCUUCCAUACGUUCACGACGUAAGUGCCCACCACCCUUUCCGCCCCGACCUUCCCAUCUCCAUCCCUUCCGCUCUCGGUCUGCCCGUCUACUCUGCCUCAGGCUUCGAUAUCCUCUCCAUCCUCGCCCGCGUUGUCCACCGUCCGUACCCCAAGAUCUCCCUAGGCCCCGUAGACCUUUCCUGCUCCUUCGUAGUCACAGACACACGCCGCUUCGACUCUCCAAUCGUAUAUGCCUCCCCUACGUUCUUCAAGCUCACUGGGUACGAUGAACACGAAGUCGUCGGUCGCAAUUGCCGUUUCCUCCAGUCUCCCGGCGGCCAUCUUCAGCGUGGUCAAGAGCGUCACCACACUUCCCAAGACGCCGUCGCCCAUCUCCGCAAAAAUAUCAUUGCGGACAAGGAGUGUCAAGUCUCCAUCAUCAACUAUCGUAAAGAUGGCUCCGCCUUCAUCAACAUGGUGUCAGUCAUUCCCAUCCGUGGCGGCGUUCUUAACCACCCAGACGAGGCAGACGAUAUCAUUUUCCACGUUGGAUUUCAGGUUGAUCUUUCCGAGCAGCCAAAGGCUAUCCUCGGCAAACUCAAAGACGGCACCUAUCUUGUGAACUACUCCGACAAGGCUACCUCUGCAUCUCCCACCUCGGCUCGGGACUGGCGCGCUUCUUCCAUGUCCAUGCGGGGCGUGUCAAAGGACCUCCGUGCUCUCCUCGCGAACCACGCCUUCCUCAAUUCUUUCCAGCUUUCCACAUCCACGCAUGCUUCCACCGCUGUUGCCCUUACCACCAACCCCGCGGAGCCCAUCGCCCUCGAUCCCUAUGACGGUAACAAACCCGUCCACAUGAUCCUUCUCGACCGCUCCCCAGACUUUCUCCACGUAGUCUCUCUCAAGGGCGCCUUCCUUUACGCUGCCCCAGCCGUUCGCACUGUGCUCGGUUACGACCCGGACGAGCUCGUGGGCCGGUCUCUGACAGACUUCUGCCAUCCCGCCGACUGCGUGCCCCUCAUGCGUGAACUUAAAGAGGCCUCGGCCACUCCGGGUUCCGGCGGCGUCCCCACCGGCGCCUCUCCUUCGCCAUCCGCUUCGGCGGGGAUGAACACGAGUGCCGACAGUCCUCCCCACGCGCCUACUGGCAAUUCUCCGCGCUCCGUCAAUCUGCUCUUCCGUAUGCAGACCAAGACGCGCGGUUACGUGUGGAUAGAGUGCCGCGGUAGGCUUCACAUCGAGCCUGGCAAAGGCCGCAAGGCGAUUAUUCUCAGUGGCCGCCUCAGGAAUCUGCCCUACCUCGAAUGGGGACCCGUCUCCCGUGCCGGUGGACUCGUUGCACCUCUGUACAAGUCUCUCCCUGCGCCGAUCGCGACCACCUUGGACGGACAGUCGGGCAUGGGCGAUCGACCGCCAGAGCGUGAGUUCUGGGGCAUGGUGAGUACCGCCGGCACCUUCCUCUGCGUGGGCGCCGCCGUUCGGGACGUCCUCGGCUGGGGUGCAGGCGAAGUCAUCGGAAAGCCGAUCGCGGACAUUGUGAGCGGCAAGUCCGCGCAGGAUAUCCGCAUGGCGGUCGAUGUCGAGAUGGCAAAGGUGCUCGCGGACACGGGCGGGAACGAGAGCGCCGGGCUCGCAUGCGAGGUCCAUACCAAGGAGCGCGGGACCGUCUCCGCACACGUCGUGCUCUACCGCUCGCGGCAGCAGCAGCCUACCGCCGCCGAGGAGCCCGCAGCAGGGACCAGCGGCGGUGAUACCAUGGCGUAUGCUCCUGUCGUGUGCCAGGUGAAGCUGUGCGAGGGGAGCGCGCCGCCGCCGACGGGCGCGGUCGUCCACGCACACGAGGACAGCGUGUUCGCAGAGACGGAGCUCGACCGCGGGAGCAGCUGGCAGUACGAACUCCAGCAGCUCAAGUUUAGGAACCAGCGCCUCGUCGAGGAGGUCGUCGCGCUCGAGGCCGCCAUCACGAAGAAAAUGCGGCGGAGGCAGUCGCUCGGCGCGAUCCACGCGGCCGGCGCGUCGUCGUCCGCCGUCGUGGGCCUCGGGAUCAGCGCGACGGCGCGGAACGCGGCGGCCGCGCGCAUGUACCCGCACCCCGCGUCGGGCAUGCAGCCGCAGCCGCCCGCGCAGGUCUCGCAGCCGCUGAACGUGCGCUUCGUGUCGGGCAGCCAGGGCGUGCCUAUCAUACGUCCGCCCACGCGGCCCCAUCCUCAGUCGCAUCCUCAGUCGCAUCCGCAUCCCGGCUCCUCUGCGCUGCCCCCGACGCCGCAGACGCAGAUGAUGCACCCGCAGACGCCGUCGCCGUCGAUGACGCACACGGCCCCGUCCGCGUACGUGCAACAGGCGUAUGCGCCGCGCGUAAGGCAUUCGCUCGACUCGGCGCUGCAGGGCUGGAGCGAGUACGCGUACGAGUCGCGGCCGGAGGGCGGCGGCGGCGGUGGCGGAGGGCAGGGUAUGGGCGGUGGCGGGACGGGGAUGACGAGCUCGCGCGCGACGAGCUUUACCACUGGGAACGUGCCGAUGAAACGGACGUGGGACAGCUCUGUGCGGGAUCAUGGCGGGGGCGCGAGCGGCGGCGAGUAGGUGGAUGGCUAGCAGUGUUGUCGUUUGCUCUCUGCGUUUCGUGUUCGUUGUGCUCUCCCUUCUGCAUCUGUUUCUCGGUUCGUGUGUUUCGAUUAGCGCGAGAGCGCGUGUGUGUCUCCGUUGUACAUCAUGCAUCGUAAUCCGGGCGCACCUACAUAUAGGGCUGGCUAUGUAUAGUGUAUACACGCCGGCGGUGGAUAUGGAUAUGGAUCCUGAGCUUC